AACUGACGAAAUCGACUGAAAAUCUUCCUGCUUCGAAGCCAUAACUGGCAAAGAGCGUUAUCUUAAGGUGGCAGCAUUAACUACAAAGUGCCGUAUUUUACCGAGAAACAGCAGCCAGCACAAGACAGGUCAACAUGGCAAGUAACAAAGAAAAUCGCAAAGUGUUCACCGUGACAAAGAAGGAAAAUGAGCGGAAUGGCGAUGGUCCGGGAAACGCUUUAUCGGGGCCCCCGCCGGGUUCGAAAGUAAAUGCUGUACGUGUGACCAAAAUCGUUGAAGAUCGUUCCAACGGUGUCUUCAAGACGCCGCAGAUCCCUCCUCCACCUCCAGCUGCUGCACCGACCAACAUCAGCGGAAACAAACCACCAACGGUAGAGGCAGGAAGUGAAGAUCGCACCAAGACUGCUAGUGAUUCGUCGUCGAAAGAGGGCCCACAACAGAGUACUGCCGCCAAUAGUGGCCAACAAACGAAACCGGUGAAAAAAGUGUGGACGUUGAGCAACUUCGAUAUCGGACGUCCGUUAGGAAAGGGCAAAUUUGGUAAUGUUUAUCUCGCAAGGGAAAAGGAAACAAAGUUCGUCAUCGCUCUGAAGGUGCUGUUUAAGAAACAGGUCCACGCGCAAGGUAUCGAACACCAAGUGCGGCGUGAGAUUGAAAUCCAAUCACAUUUACGCCACCCGAACAUACUGCGCAUGUACGGUUACUUUCACGAUGAAACACGCAUCUAUCUCAUCCUGGAGUACGCCCCGGGCGGCACAUUGUUUAAGGAGCAGCAGCAGCAACCGGGAAAACGUUUCCCCGAAAAGCGCAGCGCCAACUUCAUCUACUCACUCGUAUCCGCUCUUACUUAUCUGCACGAACGUAAUGUUAUUCAUCGAGACAUCAAGCCGGAAAAUUUGUUGCUUGGACACGGGGGCGAGCUGAAGAUAGCCGACUUUGGGUGGUCGGUACACGAACCUACCUCAUCGCGAACCACGCUCUGUGGAACGGUGGACUAUUUGUCACCGGAGAUGGUGCAGGGUCAGCCGCAUACGAAAACCGUGGACCUGUGGAGCUUGGGUGUGCUGGCUUACGAGUUACUUUGCGGCAAGGCGCCAUUCCUUGCUACCACCUACGAAGAAACCUAUCGCAAGAUCAUUAAAGUGCAGUACACUGUGCCAUCGGAUAUAUCGAAACCGGCUGCCCAUCUGAUCUCACGGUUGCUUGUCCGGGAGCCGGAAAAACGCAUGCCGCUAGAGAACAUCGCCUCACACCCUUGGAUUACACUGCUGGUCGAGAAGAAAUGAUUUCGUUGUUGGCAUUUUCCGGGUUUUAAACCUUCCCCGAUUUGGCUUCACUUGAGCUACAAUUAAUUAUAAUGCAAAUGUAACAAAAUAUUAGGUGAAAGAAG
Molecule: messenger RNA, 1390 nt
Organism: Anopheles darlingi
Lineage: Eukaryota; Metazoa; Arthropoda; Insecta; Diptera; Culicidae
Product: aurora kinase C-like
Exons: 2
Coding region: 135-1286 (383 amino acids)
Biological process (GO): mitotic spindle organization; regulation of cytokinesis; protein phosphorylation
Cellular component (GO): spindle pole centrosome; spindle midzone; chromosome passenger complex
Molecular function (GO): protein kinase activity; ATP binding
Source: RefSeq, a predicted model, not a curated record